AAGUAACCCACGCCAUCACUUUUGCGUCCAUCUCCUAUCCAAUUGUUCUCCUCAGUUUGAGAGAGAGAGAAUACAAGCUGGUGGGUUAGAGAGAGAGAGGCUGUAGAGAGAGAAAGAGAGUUCAAAUAAUGCAAGGAGUGAGGUUGAUAACUGGAAUUUUGAUGAUGGCUUUUGCAGUUCAUGGCUGCUAUGGGGUUAGAGAGAGAUUGCACCCCAUUGUUCUGGUUCCAGGUAGUGGGGGAAAUCAAUUGGAAGGAAAGUUGUCAGAGAAAUACAAGCCCUCAAGCCUUCUUUGCAGGCCAUGGGGUAGAGAGAAGAACGAAUGGUUCAGGCUCUGGUUCGAUAUUUCAGUUAUCAUUCCUUCUUUUACCAAGUGUUUUGCAGAGAGGAUGACCCUUUACUAUGAUCCGAAGGCCAAAGAUUACCACAAUGCCCCUGGAGUGGAAACCAGAGUCCCUCAUUUUGGAUCAGUUCUCAGCCUUCGCUACCUCGACCCCAAUCUCAACAGGCACAUCACUGCAUACAUGGAGCCUCUCAUAAGCUCUAUAGAAGACAUUGGCUACAUUGACGAGGAGAACCUUUUCGGGGCGCCCUACGACUUCCGCUACGGCCUAAAUUCCUCUGUGGGCUCCAAGUUCCUCAAAGACCUGAAAACUCUCAUCGAGAAUGCAUACUUCUCUAAUGGUGAGGUCCCUACGAUUCUGAUCUCACAUAGUCUUGGUGGCCUAUGGGUCCUCCGACUCCUUUGCCAAAAUCCAAUGUCAUGGCGCCAGAAGUAUGUUAAACAUUUUAUUGCCCUCUCAGCUCCAUGGGGUGGCACUGUUCAAGAAUUAAUCACUUUUGCCUCAGGUUACACUUUGGGUGUUCCCUUGGUAGAUCCAUUGCUAGUAAGAGGGGAACAGAGGAGCUCAGAAAGCAAUAUGUGGCUUCUACCUUCACCUCGAAUUUUUGGUCACAGAUCUCUUGUAAUAACCCCAAACAAGACAUAUUCAGCUAAAAAUAUGCCUCAAUUUCUCGAAGAUAUUGGGUUCUCGCAAGGCGUUGAGCCUUAUAUUAAGAGGGUAUUGCCCAUCACUGGAGAGCUUCCUGCACCUGGAGUGCCCGUAACUUGCUUGAUAGGCAGUGGGAUUGAGACACCAGAGACUUUGUUUUAUGAGAGAAGUGAGUUUGAUACGCAGCCUGCUGUUGUUAAUGGAGAUGGAGAUGGGACUGUGAACAUGGUGAGUUUGUUAGCCGCUUUUGAAGAGUGGUCUAGUGUCGAGGAACAAGUGGUUAAGGUGGUGAAGUUUCCUGGUGUUUCUCAUACAUCUAUUCUAAAGGUUGACGAGUCCCUGAGAAAAAUUGUAAGUGAGAUUUCUAGAAUCAAUUCUCUCUCUUUAAGUUCAGUCAUACGAUUUGGGAGGGCCUAGGGACCGAUGUGAUGAUUGGUUUAGGUAGGGCGGCCAGCCUACGACAGAGCACCUGUAGGGAUUAGUGUGUGAGACCGUGAUCCACAAACUGACGCAUGGGACUCACAUGGAGGAAACAUACCAUGUCACAAGUGCAAGGCAAGGGGGAGAUUCCUUACUGCGAGGGGAUGCCUCGCGACCUGGGCUUCUAGAGAUGAGGCCUCUUGGCGAAGCCAAGUCAAUUUCUGGCCACCAAACCCUGCAACUGAUGAGAAGGGCUGGGGAAGCGUGCAAGUUGUUACACUCCCUCCCUCCCAAAGGUGCCUAAUGGGUUGUGUGAAUUUGACCUUUGGGUUUGAGUUUUCUUUUCUUCUUGCCCUUUCUUUGCAACUAUCUAUUCUGUAUUACUUAGAAAUUAAGUACAAACCUUCUCACUGUAAUGGGAAGUGUUACUUCCCACGAUGAAACAAACUCAUGAACUUAUUCUAAUAGGUGAGGUGCUUCAAAUUGGUAAGGAUAA
This is a messenger RNA of Amborella trichopoda, 1908 nucleotides long. RefSeq names its product alpha/beta-Hydrolases superfamily protein. Lineage: Eukaryota; Viridiplantae; Streptophyta; Magnoliopsida; Amborellales; Amborellaceae. Gene Ontology annotation, biological process: lipid metabolic process. The record is from RefSeq and is a predicted model, not a curated record.